Messenger RNA from Ostrea edulis (European flat oyster), 2087 nucleotides. Its product is annotated as ATP-dependent DNA helicase RecQ-like. Gene Ontology annotation, molecular function: ATP binding; nucleic acid binding; 3'-5' DNA helicase activity. The coding region runs from base 158 to 1558 and encodes 466 amino acids. Gene Ontology annotation, biological process: double-strand break repair via homologous recombination; telomere maintenance. The transcript has 3 exons. Lineage: Eukaryota; Metazoa; Mollusca; Bivalvia; Ostreida; Ostreidae. Gene Ontology annotation, cellular component: nucleoplasm; chromosome; cytoplasm. The record is from RefSeq and is a predicted model, not a curated record.
AAUCUGACUAAAGUACAGACCUAUAUUAUUAUAUAUAUAGGAUCUGAUAACUCCCCAUAAGAGGUCAUGUUCUGGUGAACUUUGUAUUUGCAUAUUGCAUCAUAAUUUGAUCCAAUCAGAUAACGCGUUUCAAAUGAAGCGCGGUGUAUAAACAAAAAUGGCGGAUAUUGAACGAGUAGUGGAAGAAGUUUUGAAAAAAUUUGGCGUUAAGUGUUUAAAGGAUGAACAGCGGAUGAUUUUGGACUGCGUGCUUGAUAAAAAAGACUGUGUCGCCGUGUUACCAACAGGUUUUGGAAAAUCGCUCCCAUUUCAAGCGUAUUUGCCAGUGAAGAGAGCUUUACUCCGUGAUGAUAGCUUCGGGAAAGUAAUUGUUUGCUGUCCUCUGGUGUCUCUUAUGCAAGACCAAGUCAGAAAAUUAACUUCCAUAGGAUUAGUAACUGCUGCUUUUAAAGGCACAGACAAGGAGACCGAUGAAUUGAUACAGGCAGGAAAAGUAGACAUCAUCUAUGCAUCCCCCGAGUCAUUAGUUGGAGACAGCCAAUGGAGAUCAACAAUACAAAGACUUAAUGUAACUGUCAUCGUAGUUGAUGAAUUCCACACAGUUGUCACAUGGGGUGGUCUAGAAGCAGAUAAGGAGGAUAAAGUGUUCCGAAAGUGGUUUCGGCGUGUUGGAGAGAUCCGAUCGUACUUUCCUGAGGCAUCAUUAUUAGCACUAAGCGCGACUUGCACAAAGACAAUUAAAAAGAGGGUGAUAGAAGUUUUGGGACUGAAGGACUACACGAACAUUACAGUUUCCCCAAAUAAAGAAAACAUCAAGUACAUUGUGAAGAAAGUAGACCCUAACAUUGAAAGUUCUUUGUUGUGGAUUUUGGACUCAUUUCGAGAUUUAAAAAAGGAGUUCCCACGGACAAUAUUUUAUUGCAACUCAAUAAGAGAUGUUGGGCGUGUGUACAACUUCAUAGUGUCUGAACUAUCAGAUGUUACUAACAUUGAAAACAUGGUUGAAAUGUUUCAUUCUGAAACAACAGAAGAUAAAAAAAAGAAAACCCUUGAAAAAUUGACUGAGGACAGUGUUUUGCGCAUUAUUGUUGCUACCAGUGCACUGGGAAUGGGUGUAAAUGUUUAUGCAUGUCACAAUGUUAUGAUUUAUGGACCUCCUAGGUGUUUGAUAGACUUUGUCCAGGAAACAGGGCGAGUGGGAAGGGAUGGGGAACAAUCAUGUGCCUUUUUGAUGUAUUAUGGUCAACAACUACGGAAUGUUGACCAGGACGUCAAAGACUUCCUCACUUCAACUGAUUGCCGAAGAUUGCAACUGCUCAAGACAUUUCUUUCGGAGAGCGAGUUAAAGCUGGUACAAGGUACCAGAAUACAUACUUGUUGUGACAUUUGUGAUACAGGAUGUUCCUGUAAUUCAUGUUCUUCGACAAUUUUAGAAAAAUAUAUGACAAAUCUGUCUUUAGAUGAUGUACAUGUAAUGGAAACCUCAAGCAGUGACAGUGAUACUGUAUCAUAUGAGUAUGAAUCUGAUGAGGAUCUUGAUGAUAUUAAAUCAACUUAAGGUUCAAAUUUACACAAAACUUGUUAGUGUUUAUUUUUUAAGUAAAAAUUGUAUUGUUUACAGUUUCAUAACAAUGCAACAGUUAUCUAAUGAUCAGAUACAAAACUGUUUUAUCAGUCUCUAAAAGACAAUGUCCUGUUUUCUUCUGCAUGAUACUAAUUAUAAUUAUGUGUACCAGAAUGAAUUGAAGCAUAUAUAAAUUACAGAGUAAUGUUGGGAUUUGUGAAGAAACAGUAAACAACACAUUUUUUCUGGGACCCGUUUUCUUUGGGUUGAUCAAGUCUGGGGCAAAAAUGGUAACAAUUGGCAUUGUAGUUUUUAAGAAGUAGUUACAAAUGUAAAAUUGUUAAUGGAUGACGCACGACGACAAACAAAGACCAACAGCAAUGAGUAAUCAAAAUUUGAUUUUUAUUUUUUUUUUAAAAAUAUGGCCAACACCAAGUUGGAUCUUCAAAUAUUGUAAGUUAUCAAAGAUGUUAUUGAUUAAAUCCAUGUUUAUUCCAUUUGAAAAUUUAAUUACUGUACAUUG